Molecule: messenger RNA, 533 nt
Organism: Geodia barretti
Lineage: Eukaryota; Metazoa; Porifera; Demospongiae; Tetractinellida; Geodiidae
Source: the annotation of a GenBank genome assembly
AUGGUUGGCAUAUUCGGGUAUGCCGCUAUAGCCGGAGAUGGUGACGGACGUAAGAUGGCGCAGGCGGAGAUUGGCCAGACCAUAAUUGCGGAGGGAAUUCAAGCGACGCUGCAAUCUAUGAGCCAAACCCGCGAAUAUCCUACUCGUCAGGCCAUGCGAGCCACCCAAACGGUUGUGGCCGCAACCACCAUCCCGCAGACCCGCCACGCCCUCACUGUCAGCCAGACGCGAGCUGCCUCCCAAGCGACCCAAACCGCCAGGAACGCGCCAGCUCCUUACUCCAUCAAGGUUCGAGGAACCGAGGUGGUUUGUCGGGAAAUCGCCUACGAGUAUGUCUAUAUGGCGGACUUGGGAAAGAUCGCCGCAUUGCAGCACGUAGCCAACGCCAUAACCCUUCGCAGCAAUAACUCAACGGCUUAUUUCAGCGCCAACGACGCCGAGAAUGCUCUGGUUGAUUGCAAAUGCUUCUCGCCGCGCAAUUGCAAACCGAUCCGUUAAUGAAGCCCCUCGCAUUACGGCAAACGACAUCAUGU